GCUGCGUCUCUUAUGCCGACAGUGGGACAUGAGCUGCCCAGAGCUAGGCCACUUUGCCUGAUCUCUGCUGUGUUUCUGUGUGUGCUCCGUGUCUAAAACUCGACUCCGUCUGCUAUUACUUUGAAUUAAUCAAGACCGUUUAUCGGAUUGUCACAUAUUUCAAACGUAAACUCCGAGAAUGAUUUCUUUAUUUGGUGUGGGCGGCCGGCUCUGCAGUCAAGGCUGUGUUAUUGUUGGGUGGUUUAGUAUGCCGUCUUAUGUUCGACAACGAUACCGGUAACAAGUGCAUAUUCUUUUAGCCUCCAUAAUUGAUCACCAUACGAUCUCGGACUAUAUUUGCAUUGGGAAAUACAUUUGUGGUGACGCGUUUGCGCCAUUGCACUCAGUACUGUUCUAUGAUUUUUUGAUUGCAUGCUGCAGGAUUUGGAGGUGAAAACAGCACGGAGAUAAUUGUUUUUUGCUAUGUUUUGUUUUGUUUCCCUAAUCUUCGUACGGCCAGAAGCUAGUUUGGAGUUGUUGCUGUCCAUGAUAAAGUUAGUUUAUUUCAUGGUCUAGGCUGAUGCCGGCACAACAAGGUAGUUCGUCUACAAUCCCAGCUGUGCCAAACCGCGGCACGGGGCACUCGCUCGUGGAAAUGGUAGUCAUUGCUGUCUCUGGACAGUCUGCAACACAAGACACCGGGGGCAGCGGUAACCAGCAGAACGCUGCAAGUACUAAUACACAUACUAAUACUAAUGUUAACACCAUGGGGAGUGAUAAUGUCCCUAUCACCUGCCCGUUGGCCAUUGAAGAGGUCAGCGACAACAUCACCAGUGUCUGCCCCGAAAAUACGGCUGUUAUUAGUCAGCAAAUGCAGUCAAAUGGUGUGGCGAGUGUCGUGGAUCAACCUGAUGCAGACAACAACGUGCUUUCAGAUUCGUAUGAUCUCCCGAGACAGCUUACGUGGAACAUCAGGUGCUGUGCUGACCAGGAGUAUGCUGCUGCAACUACUGACGCAGUGGUCAACGAUCGUGGCCCCAGCACUUGCACAUCAUUGGACAUGUUCGUUUCCAGCCAGCCCGUUCGGCUUAGUGAAGAGGUGGCCAUGGGUAUGCUGAAUGUAGACAUGGACAAUAAUCUGCUCACAGGGGAAUGUGGGUCUUCUCUGGUACCUGUCUCUGUCAGUCAUCGCGUGGCUGAACACGUACCUCAUGUGCCCACUGCCGGCUCUGAAUUGCUGGCUAGUUCCGACACUGAAUCUUCUCGAAAUGACACAGAGCGUUCGCAUUUGGACACAGAGUAUUCUCAAAUUGAGACUGAGCAUUCUCAGGCUGACACGGAGUCAUCUCAGAUUGACACAGAAUCCUCUCAGAUUGAGUCUUUUCAGGUAGACAAGCGAUCUUUUCACAUCUCCACGGGGGCUUCAGAUGUUGAUCCGGAACUUUCUCAGAUUGACUCCAACGUGAGCGAUAUAUCUGAUCUGAUCAUGCCGGAGGUAGAUAGUUGGGAAGUGGGGUACUCACAAGUGGAAACAGCUGUACUGACUAACGCUAAUGUCAAGAUCCCUGAACCUUCUGAUAGAUCGGCGUCCUCUCAGCCGAAUGCUGUUUUCGUUGGUGCUUCUUCAAGUUUGCCAAAGCAUGAUAAGAUGAGUGAUCUGAUGGUUAGUGAAGCUUCAGACCAUUGCACGUCAGACCUUGUGUCCAGAAGUGAGCUUGGCUAUUCUAAUAUGAUACAGUGGGAGUCCUCUAGAUGCUCGCCAUCAAGUGAUGCUGCCACUAGUUUCUCCGAACAUGAUUUUUUCCCAGACAUUUCCGCCAGUGAUAUCCCGGACUGCCCUUCUUCUUGCGUUUCGACAGAAGAACAAGCCGACCAAGGCACAAGUCUUGAUAAAAGCGCCUGUUCUGCUCCCAAGGAGACUAGUUGUUCACCACCAAUGUCGACAGACCCCAAGAAGAACGAGCCACGCUAUGAUGAAGAGGAAGAUGAGGAAGAAGAAAUCCUGGGCUCUGAUGAUGAUGAACAAGAGGAUCCCAGAGACUACUGCAAGGGUGGAUAUCACCCUGUGAAGAUUGGGGACCUUCUCAAUAGCCGAUAUCACACCGUGCGCAAACUAGGCUGGGGACACUUCUCCACUGUCUGGCUCAGUUGGGAUCUAGAAUGUAAAAGAUUUGUGGCACUGAAGGUUGUAAAAAGUGCUCAGCACUACACUGAAACUGCCCUGGAUGAAAUCAAGCUGUUGAAAUGUGUUCGAGAAGCAGAUGAAGGAGAUCCACACAGGGAAAAGGCAGUGCAAUUGCUGGACGACUUCAAGAUUUCAGGAGUCAAUGGAACUCAUGUCUGCAUGGUGUUUGAAGUGCUGGGCAACAACCUUCUCAAGCUUAUCAUUCGUUCAAACUACCAGGGUAUUCCUCUGCAUAAUGUCAAGCUCAUCACAAAGCAGGUUCUAGAAGGCCUUGAUUACUUGCACAGCAAAUGCAGGAUUAUCCACACGGACAUUAAGCCUGAGAACAUUUUAAUGUGUGUUGAUGAAAGCCACAUUCGUAAGCUUGCAGCGGAUGCCUUGGAAUUCCAGAGGCUCGGAGUCAAGCUUCCUGGUUCUGCAGUUAGCACUGCGCCUAAAGAAAAGCCACCAGACAUGUCCAAAAUGUCAAAAAACAAGAAAAAGAAAAUGAAAAAGAAACAAAAGAAACAGGAGCAGCUUAUACAGAUGCAAAUGCAACAACUGGAAGAACUAGACAGAGAGAAAAGGAAAUCGCAAGAUUGUUCGAGCAUGAUUAUGAGUGACAGCACCAACAGUCUGCAGAAUCUGGAAGCAGAGUCAGGAGCCAGCAGCAAACCUGGAUUGGUGAACAACUCUGGUGCUGGGGGUGAUCAUGACACAAAGCUGCGCAACGGGAAGCAUGAUGCUGCUGCUAGCCUAGAGGGAGAGAACAAUACACCAGAGAACAAACAUCAGUCAAGUGUGCUGCCAAGUUCUGAAGCCGCAGAGAACAAUGAAAAUGAAGCCACUGCCUCAAUGAAAGAGGAAAAUGCCGCAGAAAUCAACGCUUCAAAUGACAACAGCAAUGAUGAUGAUGAUGCUUCCAAUCUCAACAAGUCUUCGGGGUCAGAGGGCCAUACUGCAGCCAUCGCCAAGCUUAAUGUGGCCAGCGAUAGCAACGAUGAAGAAAAGUGCAAGGCAUCUGUGAAAAACAAUAGCAGCACGUCGGGUAAUAGUAAAGAGAACAACAAUGCCAGCAAUGCGGCCAAUCCUGCCACUUCAGCCUCCGAACCCCUUUGCAAUGGACAUGCCUCUCAAUUCUGCCGUGAUUCUUCCAGCAUGGAGUCAGAAUUUGUGGGAAGAGGUGGGGAAGGAGAGCAAAUGUCGGCCAGCCCUAACAAAGACAACGGUGCUUCUUCUGAAAAUCCAGCACCGUGUGUGGCAGAAGGCAUGGCCGUUGGUGCCGGGGAGAGCUUAGUGGAAAACUCAGAAACUUGUGAGGACCUAGGUCCUCGACUUGUGAAUAGUGUUUCGGUGGAGUCUUAUGAUGGCGAAGUGGAAGACAUGCAAACUGAAGGAAAUGCAGAAGAUGGUCAGUCCAAUUCUUCUCGUAAGCCUGACCCAGUGCAUGAGAUCUGUGAUGAAUUCCCUGUCAAAAUUGCUGACCUGGGCAAUGCUUGCUGGACGUAUCACCAAUUUACGGAAGACAUCCAAACACGCCAAUACAGAUGUCUUGAAGUAUUGAUAGGAGCAGGCUAUGAUACACCAGCUGACAUUUGGAGCACAGCUUGCAUGGCAUUUGAAUUAGCCACAGGAGACUAUUUGUUUGAACCGCACAGUGGAGAGGACUACACUCGCGAUGAGGACCAUUUAGCCCACAUCAUCGAGCUCAUUGGGCCAAUCCCACGCCAUAUAGCUUUAAGUGGGAAAUAUUCUAGAGAAUUCUUCAACAAGAGAGGAGAACUGCGACAUAUUAGCAAGCUGAAGCCUUGGGGUCUGGUAGAAGUUCUGAUGGAAAAGUAUGAGUGGAGUGACAAGGAUGCUCGAGAAUUCGCAGACUUCUUGCUACCUAUGCUGUCCUUUGACCCCAAUGAGCGAGCUACCGCAGCGGAGAGUUUGAGACAUCCGUGGUUGCAGGGUGUAUGACCCAGGGGCUCCUCUGUGGCUAGCAACUUGUCAGUGUGUCUGUUUCGGUCAGUGUUUCUUCUAUUUCUCUUCGUCAUCAUGGAUGGAGCCUUUCUUCUCUUGAACCAAGAAACCUUCACAGAGGCUGCUCCUAUGUCCCAUACGUGUACAGUGAUCUUGUUUGACGUACAUAAUUUUGUUAACCCGUCUGACAUCGUACAUUAACCAAUGAAGUUCAAGUAUGAUGAGUUGAUGCCAGUAAGUUUGCUUCAGCCCCUGUGCCCCUCUAGCCCUUUGCCUCGAUUUUGGACAUGAAGAGCGUCCACCCUUUCAAAAAAAUUCGUAUUUGGAUGCAUUUACUGCAUUUUAUCUGCGAAGACGACGUGACCAGUCCAAUAUCAUUGGCGGUGUUAGAGUUAGUGGAUUCACAGUCUGCAGUAUGUGACAGCUGUAAAGUAGGACACACGGACUGGAUGCAUUUCUUGAGUGAGGAUUUCAAGUCCUCCAGCUCCUCCUCCUCCUCCUCCUCUUCAAGUCACCAGUAAAAUGGGUGUAAAUACAGACAUUCGUGUUGGUUUGUAUUUUCUUACAGUGCAGGCUGAGAAAUGAAUAUUAGUGUACUAAAUCUGGCACUUGUGUGCAACAGUGACCUGCUACAUGAGUCCGCCAUCUUGUGUUUCAAGUAUAGUCUGUAAAUAGCGUUUGUUUGUAUGGAAUCUUGAAUGUUGGGAGCAGCUCAGUGUACUGCACAAAGUGAAUGAUAAAUAACCAAGUACAUGAGUCACAGGUCAGAGUAAUAUGAGCAAGGUAAGCUUCUUUGUAAUAGCAGAUGAUGUUCAAGCCUGCUUUGUGGCAGUGAGACAUACUUUUUUUUUAUAUGACGACAUCGUCUUAUACCUGUCUUGUAAGACAUUGUUGUGCACACAUAGAUUAAAGUGUCGUAGCGGUAUCAUCAGAUCAGAGUUUUAUAGAGCUUGGUAUUUUGUACAUGACUUUGCAUGAUAAGAAAUAUUUUUACUGCCAUGGUAUUUUAUAACAAUAUUCAUCUGGCUGUUAGUGUGUGUCAUUGUGAAAGAAAUUAAAUUGACUGCUUUUGUAGUCUUUAUUUUAAAGGAAAAAGAGUUGUGCUGAAUUUAUGAUGGUUAUUACAUUAGUGAAUGCUUUAAACCCUCUAAGUGUCGGUAAAAUAAAGCCUUUGGUGUCAUGGAAAUGUGUAUGAUUUCACCAUAUUACCGUGGAAAAUUCUUGAGAACAGGCACACCCAGCAAGAAAAGGUGUAUACACUUCCAUAAUGUGGAAUAGAAAAAGAAAGUGGAGCUCAUUUGUGAAGGAAUUGAAUUUACGCUUGGCGAUUUAAAAAAAUGGAUUAACAAACUGAAAUAACAACUCAAAGCGCGGCGACAUCACAACAAAAUUUUGGACGGUUUAAUUGGCUGUCAACACUUGGAGGGUUAUGUCUCUGUGCUCUGUGCUGCAGCUUAUAUUUUGGGUCUCAUUUAUUUUGUCCUUUCAUGAGUCCUUCUUGAAAGUAACAAAAAAUAAAGCACGAGAAAGGCAUUUCAGUUCAUUUGUCGAUGUUGUUUAUUGGCAGUAUUAGAGAGGACUGUCUUUGCAACUUCAGGGUUUUGUCCCUUUGAAAAUUUAGGUUGGUCUUGUUUUUCGGCUGUUUUGUUGAAUCUUUAUUUUUCCUUCUUUAGGUUUAUUUAUUUUGUUGUUACUAAUUUAAUAAGUUUUGAAAGUUAUAUUUUGCUGUAUUAAUUUGUUCUAAUCAAGAGAAUGGAUAAUUUUAUGAAAUGCUAGAAAAAGAUGUGGUGCACUCUCUACUUGAGAAUGAUCUCGGCUCCUGCCCAUGUUUAUUGUUGCUUUGAACUGUGCACUGUUUGACACUGGGAAUGCAGUAGUGAUAGUGUGUCAUUAUGGCAUGGAUGACAUGUUUCUGAGACACUGACAGCUUCAGCAGAGAGCCGAGAAUAGACUGGAAUAGUUAACUCUGGGAUGAUGAGGCUCCUGUAAGUAUCUGAGACACAUUGAUAGCUUCAGGACGAAGUUGAGAAUAGACCGGAAUUUAAAGGGGAUUUUGGGAUGGUGGGGGGGAUCCUUUAAUAAUAUCACUCUCAUACCUGGCUGUACCCCUGCUUGUAGUUAUAUUUACUCUUUUGGUGACAUAUGGUCAGAGUUUGUCAGAGAGAAAACUGUAUGGAUUGGAAUUACUGCUGAAUGAAAAGUUACAGUGAGCUCUGAUGUUGAGAUGGUGCUCGGUUGACACAGAACAUUAUAUUGUCAAAUUCAUUACCAAUUCUUCUGGCUUAAAAUUUAAGAUGUGUAAAAAAAAACUUUGACAAAUCAUGGUCUUGAACUGCCCUGAACUGUGUGCUAUUGAAGAGUGGAAGUCCCCAGGAAACAAAUUGUUUUUUCUCUCAUCCUGGCUUCUUGGAAAGAUGAGCUUUGCUUCCCAUCCAAAGUAAUUUUGUGUAGAUUUCUAGUUGUCUUAGUUACUGAUCCAUUUGCUUUGAGUUAUCAGACUUAAUUGCACUAUUCGAGGGUCAUGGUAAUUUUAAGUUUUGUAGUGGUCUUUCCUCUUUCUUCCUUUGAUUACUUUGCCCAUUGCACUGCUGUUUGUAUUGUUUUUCCAACCAAUGUUUUUUUUUUUUUUUUUUUUAAAUUUCAUUUCAGCAUUUGUUAACUGGGUGCAUGUGGCUAAAACUAGUUUUCUUGUUUAAAUAAAAAUGGGGGCAUUCUAAUAAUACAUGGAAUUCAGGUUGCCAAACCAAGUUUAGUUGUUCAGUGUUGUUCAGUCCUUAAAUUUUGAUAAUUUUUAAUCUAUAGUUUUCUUCUUUUUUCACAUCCUCAAGCCUCAAAUAUCUGAGUCAAGCACAUCAGAAACCUGCAAUUGAAAUUUUGUUCAAGAAUGAUUCUUAGACAAUUCUGAACUGCUGAAGAUUUACUCUCACAUACGCCUACAGUAUUCAGGGUGCUCAGUGCUUCAUUGAUGAGUAGUGCAAAAUUUCAGGACACAGCAUAAUCAGGGCUAAGAAUAUGGACAGUACCGGUACCAAUUACAAAAGGUGAAAGCAUCAGAAAACUGCAUGUGCCUUUGGUGUGAACUUUGGCCAAGAAACCUUGAGCUAGAACUGAAAAUGUGUGGCAUCAUGGCGAAAUCAGGCGCUCAUCAAAAUACUAAAAUCGAAGAAAUUAACAUUUGGAAAUUUUUAUCGAUUUUUUUUCUUCUGUACGGCACCUUUUAUGUCCAUUUAAAACAAAUUUCUGUGUGGACUUUACUGAACACUGUCGACCAAAGGCUCAAAAAAAUGUAAAUUUGCAGUUUGCAUGGCCUCUCAAGCCAUUGGAGUCACCAAACAUUGGUGGCCAUUUUCUCGCUAUUUUUUUUUAAAAUCAAAAGCGAGACAAAUGAAUAAGCUUUUAGUUCUAGAUUAUAACAAAAACUCAAUAUGCGCAAAAAUUGAGAGCGCCUUGUUUUCAGUGUCGUGACACAUUAUGAAGUUUUCGCACAGGUUGUGGACAUGCAUUGUAAGAAUGUGUAGCAGUCAAUGCUCAUCUUCAGAAUUUUUGCCAUGUUAAUUGUAAUUGUCCUGAGCCUCCUUCUCAAUGACCUUCAGCAUGUUCACCAGACUUGUUUGUUUUCGUCGUUUUCCCAAUGAUCCCGUCCCAUUUUUUCUUUAUCUGUCUGUAUCUUUUUUUCCCCCUUAUCUUGCAUCCUUUUGAAAGUCGUCUUUUGUUCUGUCGUAUAUAUUUGUGACUACAAUAAGCCUUCUUUUGUCCAUAUUUUUGUCUUUGUAUUUCUAUCAUUUCUUAAAUUACAUAUUUACAUACUGCAAAUUGGUCAAUUUUUCUUUCCGGGGUGGUCUUGCUGUCCUGUGCACCAUCUUCAUUAACUUAAUGCCACAAUAGAAAGUUCAUGCAUAACAUACUGUUCAUGUGUUGCAUCUAUUUUGUUUUCUUCUCUCUGACCAGGGUCUUUGUCUGUGAUUUUUAUUGUUCUCAGAAAGAAAUUGUGGCAAUCAGAGGGAAGAAGUCUUUUGGGAAUUAUCUGUAAUGGGAGAUUUUAAAAAACAACAAACCAACAACAACAAAAUGCUGAUCUUCGGUUUCGUUUCCAGGCACAAAAAACGGCAAAUGGAUGCCGAGUUCCCUUGGCUGGUUGUUUUGUGAUGAAGAGUCAUCUGUCAAAGUCCAGUGUUUUUCUUUUGGUCAACCUCAAUGAUGUCACUGUUACUUGUUCUUGUUGCCACUCCUGCUCAGAGACCCAUCAUUAGUUGGCUGAUUCCAUCCUCACAUUUAUGAAUGCGUGUGUGAACACCAAAUGUCAUUCUGAGAAAGACUUAAAGCCUAUCCUGUCGUAUGAGUAAGAAUAUGUGAAUGUGUGUAUGUGGGGUCAUGUGCGUUUGGGUAGUGCUGUUGUAUUUUGUAUUGUGGACUCGAAUAUGCCCAUGCUGCUCCAGGCCUGUACACAAUCAUGACUUGUAUCAUUUAUCCCCUCAAAAAGAAUUAUAUGAGAUGAUGAGAACCAAUAUGGAAGUAAAUAAUGUCAUAUGUUCACCCUAUGCACAUACAUACUUUUAUGUUGUAUCAGUUCAUUGCUUAUUGCUCUGCUUGUAAGUCUCAUGACUUGACAAAUCUGGUUUAACAGUAUGCUACUUCAUUCAUGGAAAAUCGAAUUUUGGAACUUUGACAUGUUAAGUAGGAUCAUGGACAAGAUUUUUUUUUUCGUUUGUGUGAAAAAGUGCUUUUAUGUUUGAAUCUCUGUCUCAUCACGAAGCAAUUCUCUGUCAAAGGUGAGUGGGUCACUGCCUGGUAAAAUUGAUCACACUGGCUUUUUAGAGAUUUGCUCUGGAAAAUUUGUCCCCAGAUAUUCACUCAUCACAAAUUUUUCCUGAUUUUUUUGUCGAGACUUUCAUCAAGAUCUGAUUUCUUUAAAAGGAAGAGGAAAAUACCAAUGUCUUAAAUUCAACCUGCAAAACCUCGCCUGAUAUCCACAUAUUUAUUAUGUAUAGAUAUUUAUAAUAUAUAAAGAGAAGGUUAAAAAAGUCAUUUGUACUUGUAUGCAACAGUUUGAUUAGCUCCCUGUUCUUGUCCUCAAAUGUAUCAGUUGCCAGACUUCACAUUUGGUUGUCUUCAUAAAAUAAACUUCUUAAAUGCCCAGUAGUGUUCGAUUUUUUGGGGUAAAAAUGUUUCUGUCUUGUGGUGGAUGCCUCAAGGAUUACUUACGAGGACUUUGAAUCUUUUCUAUGGAAAGUAUCUUGGACUCAACUGGACCUUGCUCAGGGUCAAAGUGUCAAGAGCCCCAUCGAUUGCAGAGUUCAUGAUUGUUGUAAGCAGGCUUGGCCUAAAUAAACACAAGGAUUUAAAAUAACUGUUAAAUCAUAGAAAAAGUGUGAAAAAUUCUAG
Molecule: messenger RNA, 9493 nt
Organism: Aplysia californica (California sea hare)
Lineage: Eukaryota; Metazoa; Mollusca; Gastropoda; Aplysiida; Aplysiidae
Product: SRSF protein kinase 3
Exons: 13
Coding region: 560-4108 (1182 amino acids)
Biological process (GO): spliceosomal complex assembly; regulation of mRNA processing; protein phosphorylation
Molecular function (GO): protein kinase activity; ATP binding
Source: RefSeq, a predicted model, not a curated record